AACCCUGAUUCAAAAAUAAACUACACCCUUUCCUCACCGCUCGCCACUCCCAGGUCCCAGCCGCCGCCGCCUCGUGCUCGCCGGAAACCUAGGAGCCUGAGGCCGUCGCCGGACACGCGGCCGCCGCCAUGGCUGGGACAUCUUGGAUAAUUGACAGCCAAAGAUUUGCUACCAAAAUAAAAAAUGCUUCUGGCUCUUUGGAUCCCAGUAAACAGAAAUGGGUGAGCAACCCAAGUAAGAAGUGCCCAAAGUGCAACCAUGUCAUUGAUAACAGUGAUGUUGUUCACCAGUGGCCCGGUUUGCCUAAAGGUGUAAAAUUUGAUCCGUCUGACCAGGAAUUGCUUUGGCACUUACUGGCAAAACAUGGCAAAGCUGGUGUAAAACCUCAUCCAUUCAUUGUUGAAUUUAUUCCAACGGUUGAGGAAGAUGAUGGCAUCUGCUACACUCAUCCACAGAAACUUCCAGGUGUUAAGCAAGAUGGAGUUGUAUCACACUUUUUCCACAGAACAUUUAAGGCCUAUAACACUGGGACUAGGAAGCGUCGAAAGAUAAACACUGAUGAUCUUGCUGAUGUCCAUUGGCAUAAGACGGGAAAGACAAAGCCAGUAUUAGUUGAUGGGAAGCACCUUGGCUGUAAGAAAAUAAUGGUGCUGUAUAUGAGUACUGUGAAGGGUGGGAAGCCCGAGAAGACUAAUUGGGUGAUUCAUCAGUACCACCUAGGCACUGGGGAGGAUGAGAAAGAUGGUGAAUAUGUUGUCUCAAAAUUAUUUUUUCAGCAUAAAUCUGGGGAGAAGAAUGUGCAAGAGUUAACCACCAUGGAUGGUGUUGAAUCUAUAGCUGCUGAAGCAGAUCUUCCUGAUUUCCCAUUAUUACCCUCUGAAGAACAUAUUGGUAGAGACCAGGACGUUAUCCUGAAUCCUGAUAACCCUUACCAGGUAAUCGGAAACUGUGAAACAAACAUUGAAGAGAAUGCUGCUGAAGAGAAUGUUGACCUUCCACCCUCUGAAAAACCCGACAAUGGAGAUAAUCCCCAAUCACAAGAUCUGAAAUUUUGGGAAGGUGAUUCCCAGUUUGAACUGUUAAACUCUCAGCAGCUGGCAGAAGGCCUUGCUAUUUGCGAUGAGUUCCUCCUGAGUCAGUCUCAGACCUCAUGUGGCGGUGGAGAUGAACCCAAAGCGAUCAAGCCUCGACUGGCUGUUUAUGCCCAGCUGCCAGCAGAGGACUUCAAACAGGAUUUAGAAGAGUGUCAGAGGUUGGAGCCCUUGGACAAUGGAAAUCUCGACCUUGACAACACAACUGAAUUUCGACUGAGCCAAUUUGAAUUUUCGCAGGACAGCUUUACAACAUGGGCUGGUGGGAAGAUGAUUGACGACUGAUGUUGCUCCAACACACUCUCGCCACGCCAUUUUGUACUUGAAGAAACAGCUGAUCCCUUUUUUGUGAGACGACAAUGACAUGUGCACUGGCAACGGUGGGUGGUCAUCAACUGUGUGGUGACUGGUGAUGUAUAUUUUGUCACAGAAACCUAAACUAAACCUAGUGGCUCAUGGGGGCAAGGAGGGCCGGUAGCUUUUGCACUGAGUUGCUCUCAUGCAUAUGAACUGUGUAUAUAUGAAAGGCCGAACGCACUAGUGCUGUGCACUGAUGACUGAGUGUUCGAUGCGAAAUGAGCCUUUCUUGGUUCCA
Molecule: messenger RNA, 1686 nt
Organism: Phragmites australis (common reed)
Lineage: Eukaryota; Viridiplantae; Streptophyta; Magnoliopsida; Poales; Poaceae
Product: SUPPRESSOR OF GAMMA RESPONSE 1-like
Exons: 6
Coding region: 129-1376 (415 amino acids)
Biological process (GO): regulation of DNA-templated transcription
Cellular component (GO): nucleus
Molecular function (GO): transcription cis-regulatory region binding; DNA-binding transcription factor activity
Source: RefSeq, a predicted model, not a curated record